AUGGCGAAACCGGUGGCCAAAGCUCAACACUCCUCGGAUUCGAGCGUGUUCGGGCGGCGGGCGUAUUUCCGCACCGAGCUCCAGAAUCCCGCGAUCCUCGUGAUCAAGGACAUCAAGAGGCACGACGCGGCCACGUACAGGUGCAGGGUCGACUUCAGGAAGGGGCAGACGCGCAGCUUUCGCUACAGCCUCAUCGUGAUCGUGCCGCCGGAACAACCCACCAUUCUGGACCAGUGGGGGAGGAUAGUGAACGGGACGGCGGGGCCCUACGAGGAGGGUGACACUCCCUCUUUGACGUGUCGCGUCACCGGCGGUAAGUGCGAGGGAGAAAGUUUUCCAGUGAAACCGUUGACGACGACCAUAAGGAGGCCGGGGAGGAAGGAAGUGGGGAACGAGUCUCUGCUCGCCGGGAAACGGUACGAGGUUGAGUGCGAGACGACGGGCUCGAGGCCACCCGCGGUGAUAACCUGGUACAAGGGGCGAAGAAGACAGCUGAAGCACACCAAGGAGGAGAGAUGGGAGAAUCGGACUGUGAGCAUGGUAGAGUUCGAGCCAGGCGUGGAGGAUCACGGGAAAUUGAUCACCUGCAGGGCGGAAAAUCCAAACGUGACGGGGCUGUUCCUGGAGGAGACUUGGAAAAUCGACGUCGUAUAUCCUCCGAUUGUCUCGUUGAACCUCGGAUCGACGCUAAGUCCGGAGGACAUCAAGGAAGGCGACGACGUCUACUUCGAGUGUCACAUCAGGGCUAAUCCUGCCUGGUCCAAGUUGACGUGGAUACACGACAACCAGAUACUGGCGCACAACACGUCGGCCAGGAUAAUCUGGUCGAAUCAAAGCCUGGUGCUUCAGAGCGUGACCAGGAGUAGCGCCGGGAAGUACGUGUGCGCCGCAACGAAUGACCUGAACGAAACUCGAAGCGAGCCUCUUCAUUUUCGCGUCAAGUUCGCGCCAGUGUGCAAGGAGGACAGGAUCGUGGUGGUGGGGGCGUCGAGGGGCGAGUCGUUGAACAUCGCGUGCAAAGUGGAGGCCGAUCCUCCGGCGCACAAUUUCCGAUGGAAAUUCAACAACAGCGGGGAGACGCUGGAAGUAGCGCAGGGCAGAUUCUCGAUGGAGACGUCGAGCGGCGUGAGCGUGUUCAGGUACACGCCGACCACAGAGCUGGAUUACGGUACUCUGUCGUGCUGGGCGGACAAUUCGGUCGGCAGACAAGCGAGACCGUGUCUCUUCCAGCUGAUAGCGGCCGGAAAACCAUUUCCGGUCCGUAACUGCACGCUCGCGAACCAGACUUACACCAGCGUCGAGGUGAAAUGCGUGGCUGGCUACGAUGGAGGGCUUCCGCAAAAAUUCAUCCUGGAGGUGUACCACGGCGACGUGGAUUUCCUGUCUAACAGCCAACCCCUCUAUAACGUUUCGAACGCCGACGAGCCGAGUUUCUCCCUCGCGGGAUUGGAGGCGUCCGUCGAGGCGGGGGUGCACNUGGCCGUGUACGCGGUGAAUGCCAAAGGUCGGAGUCAACCAGUCAUUCUCAGCGAGGUCACCUACAGGGAUGCGGAGAAACGCACCGGACAAGACGCUGGGAUCGUGUUAUCGCCCUUGAUAGGGGUUGUGGUCGGGGCGUUGGUCACCCUGGUGCUCGUCAUACUCGUGGUGGUGGUACGCGUGCGUCGGGAACGCGUGUCGAAGCCACGCCACGAAAAACCGGCGGAGCUGAGCGAGCUACCCCCGCAGCAGUACCCGCUGCAGAACCCUCAGCAAACCGUGGAAACGGACCCAGACGUUAUUCCGAAUAAAUUUGAGGGCAACCUAGCGGAAGUGAGCCCGCCGAGUUAUCCAGGUGGAUAUCCCCCGGGACACUGGGUCACGCCCGGGCCUACGCCAAGCAUAGACGAGCUCUGCCACAAAUUCACGGGGAGGCCGACGGAGCUGAGGUUACCAUCGAGGAGCACGUUGCCGAGUUUACAGAGCAUGCCCGUGACGGGAGGAGCGAUGAUGGGCGGCGGUGGGCAGGGGAUGGUGGCGGCGCAGGGUGGCCUCCCCCUAGGAGGAGGCCAAGGUGUCGUCGAGUGCCUGGACGGAGAGGCGAUCAAAAGACGAUUGAUGGCAAACAGGCUGCCGGAGAGUUGCGUCUAGGACCUCCUACGUUGGA
Molecule: messenger RNA, 2146 nt
Organism: Apis dorsata (giant honeybee)
Lineage: Eukaryota; Metazoa; Arthropoda; Insecta; Hymenoptera; Apidae
Product: protein sidekick-like
Exons: 13
Coding region: 1-2130 (709 amino acids)
Source: RefSeq, a predicted model, not a curated record